UCUCCAUUGAUUCUUUUUCUUCUUCUUCUUCAAAUACAAAUCUCAUCAUCCUUCCAGGACGAUUCUUCAUCAACGAUCAAUCGUAGCGGGAUUGCAUCUCUUUUUUCAGAUAUAACCCAAAGUGAUUGAUUUUAACCAAUCUAAACUGGACUGGUCGAUCUCGGAGUACCCGGAGGAGGAGGAGAGAAUAUCUGGCAGAGACUGAGAGAACGCAGCAGCCGGCAGGAAGGAGAACAAUGAAGCUCUUCGGUUCUAUUUCUCUUCUUAUCUUAUCUCUGAGCAUCGCUGUUUUCAGUAUACAAACCGCCAGAGCUGAAGUUAUAACCCUGACAGCUGACACCUUCAACGACAAGGUGAAAGAGAAAGAUACUGCGUGGUUUGUUAAAUUUUGUGUUCCUUGGUGUAAGCAUUGUAAGAAUUUGGGUUCAUUGUGGGAAGACGUUGGGAAAGCAGUGGAAGGAGAGGAUGAGAUAGAGAUUGGAGAAGUUGAUUGUGGUACUGAUAAAGCAGUGUGCACGAAAGUAGAUAUACAUUCUUACCCGACAUUCAAGAUUUUUUAUAAUGGAGAGGAAGUUGUAAAAUACCAAGGACCAAAGGAUGUAGAAUCCCUGAAGGCGUUUGUUAUUGAAGAGACAGAGAAGGCAGCGGCUAAAGCAGAACUCGGGGAUGAAAAGGAACUAUAGGUGCAUUUUGAGUAGGGAUAAUGAAAAACUCCUCGUUGAUAAUUUUUUUCUUUCCGUAUUAAUUAUGUACUCAAAACAGGGCUAAAGACUUUAUUUUUAUUUUUAUUUUUUUUGGGUUAAAUUGAUCUUGAGGUUCCAACAAGUUUGGUGGACUAAAAUAAUAUAUCUUGAAUGUUUUACA
Molecule: messenger RNA, 864 nt
Organism: Impatiens glandulifera
Lineage: Eukaryota; Viridiplantae; Streptophyta; Magnoliopsida; Ericales; Balsaminaceae
Product: protein disulfide-isomerase 5-1
Exons: 4
Coding region: 237-683 (148 amino acids)
Biological process (GO): protein folding
Cellular component (GO): endoplasmic reticulum
Molecular function (GO): protein disulfide isomerase activity
Source: RefSeq, a predicted model, not a curated record